Messenger RNA from Nelumbo nucifera (sacred lotus), 1290 nucleotides. The record is from RefSeq and is a predicted model, not a curated record. NCBI's taxonomy places the organism in Eukaryota, Viridiplantae, Streptophyta, Magnoliopsida, Proteales, Nelumbonaceae.
UCCUUCUUUCUUCUUCUUCUUCUUCUUCUUCUUCUUCUUUGAAAUCCCACUGUUACCCACCGUUCAUUCUCUCCCUCCUUCGAGUCAAACCAGCAACAACUGAAUAGCAGCAAUCUGGCGGCAAAUCUCUUCCUCCGGCAAUUCUUCCAUCCAUUUCUUUCCCUCUCCAUUGCUUUCUCCUUAUUCUCCAUCAAUUUCUCCUUUGUUUUACCAGUUGUUCAUUGUACAUUCCAGCGAGAACAAGGGAGUUAUGUUGCAGAGGUGAAGCUCGCUUUCUAUCUGCACUCGAACCCGGCGAACUCGAACAGGGGAUUUGAGCCUCCAGUAACCAAUGGCCAUUCCCUUCCUAUUUUACCCUCUGUUCUCACCAUUGAACGACUAUUCGACUGUUCGACACUCUCCCCAACAAGGACAGAGCAGCGGCAGCAACAUUUGUCCAAGAAUUUCCUUCAGGCCAAAGCCAUACUGAAACCGAUUACAGCAGUGGCCGUUCUCAAGGCUGAAGCAGUCCCUGAUGAAAACAGAACAGCAAUAGUGGCAUUGUCAAUGAUACCGAACUGAGAUCUCCCCCGUCGCAUCAUUCUAACACUGGAUGACAUCCAAAUCCAAAUCUACAGUUUGAAGACUCAUUUGGUGCAAUGGCUGAUAGACCUCUUGUUGGAGAGACAUUGUCUGAUGGUUAUAGAAGGAAUACACUUAACUCCAAUUUACAUCAAGAUGCAUUUGAGGCUCGUCACUUGGUGCAAAUGGAAAAAGAACCAAACCACUAUGAUCCAGCCGGACAUUUAAUGACACUGCAGUUGCAAAAUCAACAGUUACGACAACAAAAUCUAUUGUCUCCUCAUCACCAUUUGCAUUUGAAUGGCUACAACACCACAGGCAGUUUCAGCUCCAACAGUAGAAUCAGUUGUAACAGCAGCAACUUCAUCAUCAGCAGCAAAUGCAGUUGCAGCAGCAGCAGUCACAAGUUCGGCAGUUGCUGCAUCACCAGAUGCAGGAUGCUGGCUUUGUGCAGUCACAUCUUGAUCCAGUUAGAGCUAAUAGCAUGCUUCAUCAGGUUCUUUUCAGGCAACACCUUCUACAUGAUUUGCAGCAAAAAUCUCUUCCUCCAGGACAUCCUGAUCCAUCUUUAGAGCAGCUUAUCCAAGCAAAAUUUGGUCAGAGCCUACAGAGGGAACAUCACAAUGAUCUGCUGGAGAGCCUAUCAUGAGCGAAGCAUGGACAGAUGCUUACUUUGGAACAGCAACUUCUUCGACAAGAAAGGGAAUCUAAAAUUCAGAAAAAACGGAG